This is a messenger RNA of Cladophialophora carrionii CBS 160.54, 393 nucleotides long. RefSeq lists its product as uncharacterized. The transcript has a single exon. Lineage: Eukaryota; Fungi; Ascomycota; Eurotiomycetes; Chaetothyriales; Herpotrichiellaceae. Bases 1 to 393 code for a protein of 130 amino acids. The record is from RefSeq and is a predicted model, not a curated record.
AUGCGCAUUCACUCAGCAUUCGGAGCGCUACUGCUCUUCCUCACAUCAUUGGCUCUUGCCACUCUGCCUCCUGGGGACUGGUCGGGGGAGACCACCAUCACUGUCACUGCUUCCAUGUCGACCACUCACACCGUCACGAAAUAUCUGACGUACGCAAACGCCACUACGACUUCCAGUAGUUCCUCCGUCACCCCGACAGGCUGGAACGUGACCUCGAGCUACCUCACGGGAGCAAGCACAGUUCACAGCCCAGCCCUGACCGCUUCCGUUUCAGCGACAUCCAGCGUCUUCCCGCCUAUUGCCUCGGCCACUGGCGCAGCCAGCUCGCUAGAGAUGAACCUCGCCGUGGCCGGUCUCGCUGGCGCUGCGGCCUUGUUCUGGGGCUCAUUAUAA